Messenger RNA from Toxotes jaculatrix (banded archerfish), 1710 nucleotides. It is a transcript of the gene plin2, whose product is annotated as perilipin 2. Bases 85 to 1431 code for a protein of 448 amino acids. The transcript is spliced from 8 exons. Gene Ontology annotation, cellular component: cytosol; lipid droplet. Gene Ontology annotation, biological process: positive regulation of triglyceride storage; lipid storage. NCBI's taxonomy places the organism in Eukaryota, Metazoa, Chordata, Actinopteri, Toxotidae. The record is from RefSeq and is a predicted model, not a curated record.
AGCCGCUGUAGCCUGUCACGCAGUAUCAUUCAGCUCAUUGAGAAUUUGGAUACGGACGCAUCACUCGGCUUUGUUACAGCAGACAUGGCAGCAGCUGAUGUUAUCUUAAACCAGAAUGUGGUAGAGAGGGUGACCAGCCUCCCUCUGGUGAGCUCCACCUAUGGCCUGGUGUCCAGCGUGUACACCAACACUAAGGACACCCACCCUUACAUCAGGACUGUGUGCGAGGCUGCGGAGCAAGGAGUCCGCACCAUCACCUCCGUGGCCCUCACCACAGCUUCGCCCAUCAUGGACAAACUGGAACCUCAGAUUGCCAUUGCCAAUGACCUGGCCUGUAAAGGGUUGGACAAGAUUGAGAAAACAUUGCCAAUUCUUCACCAGCCCUCUGAGCAGAUCGUUUCCAGCGCCAAGGAUGUGGUAAACUCGGCCAAAGAUGCUGUGACAGGCACAGUGUCCAGCGCCAAGGACACAGUCUCAGACACUCUAACCAGUGUGGUGGAAAAGACUCGGGGCGCGGUGCAGGAGAGGAUGGAGAAAACCAAGGCUGUUGUCAGUGGGAGCGUCAGCACAGUGCUGGAAAGCAGAGUGGCCCGGCUGGUCAGCAGUGGAGUGGACACAGCCAUCAGUACGUCGGAGAGCCUCGUGGAGCAGUACCUGCCUCUGACGGAGGAUGAGCUCGAGCUGGAGGCAAAAACCGUGAAGGGCUUUGAUAAGAAGGAGCUGAGCUACUAUGUCCGUCUGGGUUCCCUUUCCACGAAGCUGAGAAAGCGGGCGUACACCGGGGCCGUGGCUAGAAUCCAUGAUGGCAAGCAACGCAGCAUGGAAUUCAUUUCUGAGCUCAACUACACUGUCGAUGUGAUUGAAUACAGCAGAAAGAAUAUCAGCGGCGCUAACCAGGUGGUAAACGACAAGCUGAGCUCUUUGGUGGCCUGGAAGUCCAAUGGUCCAAACCAGGAGAACAGUCACGAGGCAGAGGUAAUUGAGUCUCGCACCCUGGCCCUGGCUCGCUCCCUCACCCAGCAGCUCCAGACCACCUGUCUGGUCCUCGUCUCCAGCCUGCAGGGCCUCCCCAACCACAUCCAGCAGGAGGCGCUCUCCCUCAGCCGCUCCGCCACACAGGUCUACGCCAACUUCAGCAAGGCCAAGGUGCUGGGAGACCUGCCAGACAGCAUAUUAGCCAGCAGCAAAGCACAGCUGGGAAAAAUGAAAGAUUCCCUUGACAACGUCAUGGAUUAUCUGGUCAACAACACGCCGCUCAACUGGCUGGUAGGUCCCUUCUACCCCCGGAUAGCUCCUGAGCCGAACAACGCCCCGGCCUCUGCGGCCAGCAGCACACCAGCUACGUCCUCCGGCUCGCCCUCCACAAAGCCACACAUGGAGGAGCCCAUGGAGAUGGAGAUGGAGUCACUACGCUCACAGCAGGAACAGUGACCCAUUAACAGCUUUAUGUUCCAAGUUUUAAAAAUACCUGUGCCUGCUUCAAAUCUUUUAACUUUCUGAUGUUUAAAAUAGUGAAAACUUUAGGAUGUAAAGCUUUGAUGUUCUGUGUCAAACUCAGUGCAAUUUUAUACUUUUUUUAAAAAUGUAAUUUGUGCUGUGAUCAUGUCUCUUGACAGAUUACUCAAUUCAGUGCAAAUUUAACAGACAUUUACAAUCCAGUCUCAAAACUUAAUCCUGUGCUUAUUUCUAUAUAAACUUUGCUGGAACCAA